Armigeres subalbatus is the source of this 3989-nucleotide messenger RNA. Its product is annotated as GPI ethanolamine phosphate transferase 3-like. NCBI's taxonomy places the organism in Eukaryota, Metazoa, Arthropoda, Insecta, Diptera, Culicidae. The transcript has 3 exons. Bases 323 to 3676 code for a protein of 1117 amino acids. The record is from RefSeq and is a predicted model, not a curated record. Gene Ontology annotation, cellular component: endoplasmic reticulum membrane. Gene Ontology annotation, molecular function: mannose-ethanolamine phosphotransferase activity. Gene Ontology annotation, biological process: GPI anchor biosynthetic process.
GCGAGACGACAGUUUCAAAAUCAAAACAUCAGUGCAAUUUUCCACUUUAUCUCGAAAAGUUUGUGUGUAUAGAAUUGGAUUUUUGGCUCUUAAUUACCUGAAAUUAUCACUCCGAGUGUUUGAAGAUGUCUUAACAUCGCGCUAGUGGCGGAGGGUAGACGGUUUUAUCAUCUACGUCCACAACAGUAUCUAAUUACUGCAGUGAGUCAAAGGGGCGUAGGAGUUGUGUAAUCUGCCGCAUUAUCUGAUGGAACGCGUUCAGAUUUGGAUAAAUUAGAUUGAUAAGGUCUAUAAGAAGAUUGAAAGGAGUAUUGGCGUAAAAAUGGCAGUGGCUAAAUCGUGGAGUUUUGUAUUUGUGUUCAUGUGGCUGUCGUUUCUUCUGGGAGCCGGUAUUCAUCUGUUUUCGAAGGGAUUUCUGCUGACUCGAAUGGCGCAAACGGAUUACAAUGUUUGUACCCUAUACGAUGAUUAUCGAUGUGAAAAUGACAAGGAUUAUAAGGGAUCCUGCAACGGUUCUGAAAAAGUGGCCUCAAUCUUGCGAGAUGUAAACCAGUCAGCUAGCAUCUGUUUGCCUCAGAAAAGUAAAGUCAUCCUGCUGGUAAUAGAUGCCCUUCGAUACGACUUUGGAACAUUUGAUGCUGAUUUGAAGCAUCCGCUACCGUAUCUAAAUAAGCUGCCAAUUUUAAUGGAAUUGCAAAAUCGCUACCCAGAUCACACUCGGAAGCUGAAAUUUGUAGCUGACCCACCGACUACGACGAUGCAACGGUUGAAGGGUAUGACGACAGGAAGUUUGCCGACGUUCAUUGAUAUUGGGUCUAACUUUGCCUCCCCAGAAAUUAACGAGGACAAUGUGGUUGAUCAGUGGGCUAGAAACAACAAAACAGCAGUAUUCUUAGGCGAUAGUACUUGGACAGAGUUGUUUCCGGGAAGGUUUAAGCGGAAGUACGAUUACCCGAGUUUCAACAUCCAUGAUUUAGACACGGUUGAUCGAGCGGUGGAGAAGUACCUACCGCGUGAAAUUGCUAAAAAGGAUUGGGAUGUGAUAGUUGGGCAUUUGCUGGGAGUGGAUCACUGUGGACAUCGUUAUGGACCACUGCACGAUGAGAUGACACGAAAGUUGAACGAGAUGGAUGUAUUGAUACGAAACGUAACAGAGCAGAUGGAUGAUGAAACCACUUUGAUUGUGAUAGGCGAUCAUGGAAUGACACAAACUGGGGAUCAUGGAGGAGAGUCUUCAGAUGAGGUUGAUGCGUUAUUUUUCAUGUAUUCGAAGGGCUCCCCACUGCUACCCCAAGGAUAUGAUGAACAUGUAACGGAAAUUCAACAGAUUGAUUUGGUACCACUUCUUUCCACCCUACUUGGUGUGCCAGUUCCAUAUUCCAACCUGGGACAAAUCAACUUCCAGUUAAUUCCUGAUACAAAACUGGACACAUUUCUGAAAUAUCAAUUAGCCCUGUUGCAUUUAUGGCAAAAUGCACGUCAAAUACAGAACUACUUUCAGCAGUACGCCGAAUCCAAUAGAGGUACCUUUACGGUAGAUCAGUUGGAUGAUUUCGACAACAAAUUCCUCAUGCUGACCCAACGAGUCAAUACGGUCUACACGGAGGCCGCUUUCCAGAGCUUUUCAAAGGAUCUUCGCCUCUACCUCAAGGAUAUUUUGGAAAGUUGUCGCGAGAUCUGGGUCAAAUUUGAUGCGCAGAUGAUCUCGCAUGGCCUUUUAGUGACGUUCUUGACAUGCUUUGCUACUUUCAUCCUGAUUGCCUACUCUACCGCCCAUCAACUGGGACAAAUAUUCAACGGACAAGUGAUUUACUAUAUUAUCGUGCUAAGCUUUAUGGCAGGAACAUCUGGGUACUUCUUUCAUCAGGAUUUGAAUAUGUCAUCGGCAGAACAUGGAUCGAUUUUCUUUGCCUCGAUUGCCUCCAUAGGAAUCCUGUGUUUCUUGAUAAUUCAAAACUGGACCAACAUCACUGAGAACAUCAGUCAUUACAACCACAAGAAGAACUUCGUCACAAGAAUUUCCUUCACCUUCACCACCUGCGUAUUCUUUUCAAACAGUUUCAUCAUCCAGGAACAGAAAGUAUUAUCGUACGUAUUGAUUGGAUUCUUCAUUCUCGCCGUGUACAACAUACAAAAGAACAGUCAAUUCAAGAUUGUGCGCUUCCGGUGGCCGACGUUACGUAAAUCUAUCUUCCUGAAGCUGGUAGCGUUGGCUCUGUUUGGAAUUUCGCUGAUUCGUUUCUCCAGCAACUAUUUUCGAUGUCGGGAAGAGCAAGGUAACUGCACGGAUUAUAUUGUAAAGGCACCUACUCCGGAUGCCAGACGCAAGUCGGGUCCUGAAUUCGACCUUAUCCCUAUUAUUGCUCUCGUUUGCUACAUCAUAUGUGCUCGAUACUACCUCAGAGCUUGCGGGAACCUCACCGGGAACUCAUUUAAUAUAUUGUUGGCUCGAUAUGGUCCACCGCUAGGUGUGAUUUGUGCAUGCGGCCAUUUUACGUUAGCUAUGAACAACACUAAAGGCGUUCCUCAGAUCCACGUCGAUGCUUUUGCAUGGACAGUUUACGUUCUUUUAGUAAUACAAAUCAUUACCAUCUUGAUUCGACCCUUGAUGAUUUUCAUCUUACCGAAGAAGAAAGAAAUGAUGAACAUUCUUUAUGGAGACCAAUCGAACCCAGCACCAGAAAUCUACCGACAAUUACGUGACAGUUAUAAUUCUAAGACCACGUCAACCGUGUCGGAUGAAGUUCCUAUUGUUUGCGGUCUGGCAACUGUCUACUCGUCCGUUUUCAUUUCAAUUGGUGUUUUUAUAGUGAUCCUGCUAGCCCUUUUGCUGGGUUCGAACGGGACAGCCGGUCUAGUCAUCACCCUCGUCGUAACCAUUAGCUAUGGAAUCAUUACAUCCAUCCUACAGUACGAGAAUUCUACAAACCUUCUCACCUGCCUGCAGCCCACCUUCACAACUUUGCUCGCCUGGAUCAUUCUGAUGCAGUUUGGAUUCUACGCCACAUCCCACCAACCCACUAUGUCACAGAUCGAUUGGAACGCGGCCUUUGUUGGCCGAUCCUGGUACUACGACAACAACAACAUCCUGUCCGCCGCCUUGGUUCUGCUGAACUCUUUCUCCGUUACAUUCCUCCUUUCCAUGAUGUACCCGCUGAUCAUCUUCACACCGUUUUGUGUGUACACCAUGUGGCCAUUGCUAGCCCAGAAGAUUUAUCAGAAAACGCCCGGGACGAAGCGCAAUGCGAAGGGUAGCUCGCGAAAAACAGAAGCCGGUACCGUGGAGUACCGAAGUGUUACCGUAAACAAGCAGGACGACAACAAUGAAGACGCUGGAGUAGAGGAAAGCGAGAGAUUAAGUAAGAAGGCGAUCGAUUUCGACGUAACCAAAGGCGAAAUUAAUCUGUACGAGAACGAGAAAUUGUUUGUCGGAACCGCUUUCAAGACCGGUUGCCAGCUGUUGCUGAUUCAAGGAAUUCGGAUAUUCUGUGCCAUGUUUGCCUGCACUCUGCACUGCCGUCACCUAAUGGUGUGGAAAAUCUUCGCACCUCGCUUCAUCUACGAAGGUAUCGGAAGCUACGUCGCCUUCAUCGGUCUCAACUUGGGUUUCUUGUUGUUGCUCCGGGUUCACCGUGCAGUGAACAAUCUCAUCAGCCAAAUAAAUAAGGAACGGUAGAUUUACGAACAAUCGAUUCUUCAUCAUCAUCGCCUUGUGAAAUACAAAAUGCGACGUAGCAAGGCAAUCUAGUCUUACCAUCGAUUUCUGUAUUCGGUAUAAUUUAUUAUUUGCAUUUUCAAAAGCGUAAAAUAUUAUUUAUUGAGCGACAAAUUUGCUUGAGAACGUACAAUUUACAUAAUUAUUAACUCAUCAUUAGUAAUUGGGGAUGCGCCAAUAACGUCCAAUAUUUGAAGUAUUCCUAAUUUAUGCACAGUUUUGGACCUUCCAUCCAGUUAAUAAAGGCAUUUGCAUAAGUCAUUUGGCUUAAUGC